GAGAUCGCUGCCAUAUUGAUCAGCUUCGACAGGCACACAGAAUGGCAAAGCAAAGAAGUCAAGAUACGGCCCAAAAGUGGAUCGAUGCUUCUAUACAGCCGGAAGAAGGUACGAUAUCGACGAGAUGGUUAUUGUUGGAAGAAAAGAAAAGACGGAAAAACAACAAGAGAAGAUCAUAUGAAACUCAAAGUUCAAGGAACAGAGUGCAUUUAUGGAUGCUACGUUCAUUCGGCAAUUCUACCCACGUUCCACAGAAGAUGUUAUUGGCUUCUUCAGAAUCCUGACAUUGUAUUGGUGCAUUAUUUAAACGUUCCCUAUCCCGAUGAUAACAAACUGGCCGUCAUAACUCCCAGCCUUUCCCUUUGGGCAGACAAGAAAGAAUGGACAAAAGAAGAACUUAUUUCACAGCUAAAGCCAAUGUUUUUCAGCGAAGAAGAACCCGAUCUCAACAACGAACUAGAAAUAUCGACCGCUGAAACCGUAGAAACUAUAGUCAGUCAACUGAUGGAAAAACAAAGAGUUGCUCGUCAAGCAGCUCUAGUAAAACAGCUAGAAUGUGGUUGUCCAGAUUCCACAUGCGCUGAUGGAAAAUCCUGCUCACACCCCAUGCGUAGAAUUGGAACACCGAAGAACGAUGUUUCCAGUUCUUUAGCUUCUUCUAGUUCGAAUUCCCGCCCCCCUAGCAGAGCAGAUAAUAAUCAAGUGUCCUCUACCACCGGAACCCUUUUAAACAACAACCAUUCCAACAGAGUAUACCCAAGAGACCUUAGGAAUCAUCACGUACAAGGCAACAAUCAUGCCACAACAAAUUCAAACAAUCCUGCCCCGUUAGUUUUGAGUUUGUCGCAAAUACAAAACGGCGGAGGACUUCUAAUUUUGAAUAGCAAUUCGGCCACUAAUUCUUCCAAUAACAGUCAUCAGUCUUUCAUCGCACCAGUUUCAGUUUCAAACUACGUUUCAAGCACCACAGCAGGACGAGCUCAGAACAGGGAUAGAAUGAAUAAGACACCGUCACUCGUUCUUAAACAGGAAGUAAUGGAUUCCCAACUGGCCAGUGCGUACUUACAGCAACCUAAUCAAAAUGUAGCACCCACCAACAAUAAAAGAGAAAACAAAAUGGAUAUCAGACAAUCAACUGUGAACGAUUUCUCGUUCAAUCAUCAACAUCAAAAACAACACGACGGCCACUUAAACGAAAUGGUCAUGGUAUCAGCUCCGCCCACUCCAUCGAAACGAAUGGAUACAAGCAACGAAGAAGUUAUCGAUUUUAAGCAUCAAAACUUUUGCGAUGAUUCCGUCGUACUCUUGGACACCGAUUCCAGUGGAUCGUUGGCCAGCAAAAACGAGCAUUCGUCCGUCAUAAGCGGAGGUUUCUUUAAUGAAACCCUUGAUCUGUCUCAAGAAGACAUACAGAAAACGUUAUCCGCUAAUAUGCCACUGUGUUCAGCCGAUCUAGAAUCGCAUCAAAACUCCUGCAAUACUUCAAGCAAUAGGAACAGAGGAAUCAACAACAAGCAAUCGCAACAACACCACCACCACCACGACCAGUCCCUUGCAACAGAUAUCAAUCCUAUGGAUUUCAUUGAUAAUUGCGACGUUGUAAGUCCCACUCAUGUGGUAGACGACGACGUGUUUGUCAAUUUGGACGCUUUUGAUAUGUUAGGAGAGUUUCCAGAGUUUGAUGCGUUAGAUUCCGGCCAUAACGGAUUAUUUGAAGUCAAUAAUCCUGAAGAGGGAAGACAAGAGCAUUCAAAACAAAACGAAUCCUCUCAAUCCCAGCAAAACUCCCGAGGGGAAAGCUCAGCUAAGAUAACGGAUUAUUCUCCAGAAUGGGCAUAUCCGGAAGGAGGGGUAAAAGUACUGGUGACGGGUCCCUGGCACUCUUCUGGACCAUACACAGUACUUUUCGAUAAUUUUCCCGUACCCACUACUCUUGUACAAGAUGGAGUACUUCGUUGCUAUUGUCCCGCACACGAAGUGGGUUUAGCAACGCUCCAGGUAGCUUGUAAUGGCUGUGUGAUAUCAAACUCUGUGAUAUUUGAAUACAAAUUACCAUCUCGCGAAGAACAAGUAACGUUGUUAGAGCCCAAAGUUGAGAAAUCGAACGACAAUUUGCUUAAAUUCACGUUACUACAGAGACUAGAGGCAAUGGAUGAUCGACUUCACAUAAAACAGGAACCCACUGAUGGAUCUGACCAUGUUGAAGAUACUGUGCUUUUUAUGCAGCCUAAUUUUGAAGAUCGAUUAGUAUCAUACUGCCAAACGAUGACUUCACGGGUAUGGCAAUAUGGAGAAGAACUUAGUGUCUCAUGGUUCGCAAGUCACCGAGGUAUGACGUUGCUGCAUUUGGCAGCUUCUUUAGGCUAUUCUAGGCUCGUUUGUGCCCUACUCCACUGGAGGGCAGAAAACUCAUCAUUGUUGUUAGAAACAGAAGUUGAUGCUCUAAGUCAGGACGAAGAUGGAAACACACCUCUGAUGUGGGCAUGCAGUAAAGGUCACACGGAAACAGCUGUAAUGCUUUACAGAUGGAAUCAUACGGCUCUUAAUAUUAAAAAUUCGUCAUUGCAAACGCCACUUGAAGUUGCAAAAUCAAAUCGUCAUAUAGCGCUUGUGAAAGAGUUAGAAAAAUUGGAAGCUAGAAGGGAAAAAGCAAAUUUGAUUUUGCAUUCAAGUAUCGCAUCAGCAGACAACCCGAGUCCUCCAACUAUUUCUCCUGCCAGUUCGAUAACUUCCAUAGCUUCUGCAGUUUCUAAUAGUAAAUCGCACGAUGGAGUCUUUUUGAAACCUGGAAUAAUGACAAGUUCACUAAUGUCUGACUCGAACCUUCAAAGCCGAAAUUCGAUUGGCGGAGGGUUAGUCAAACGCCCUUCCAUUGAUAGUGGAAUCAACAUGACUUCUUCCGAUAAUUCUCCAUUACUUCGACCAAAAAGUACCAGAAGCAAAGAGUGUUUAAAGUUAACCAGAUUUGAUAGAAGUAUGUCAUUACCAAUUUGUUCACCUUUAUCUAGCCAGGAUGGGUCUUAUGACAACGAAACCCUAGAAACUUCUAAAUCACGUAAAAUGGAUUUUGCUUUGUGCGAAGCGGGUAGUGAACCCCGAAGCAAUAGUCCCCUAAUUGACGUGGAAGCAGUGUCUGAUGAUGACUCGGACACCCGAAAUAGUGCCGUAGGGGAGCAAGACGCAAGAGUAUUAACAUUAGCUGAGCAAAUUAUUGCCGCAAUGCCAGAUCGCAUUAAGAAUGAUAGUGAAGAAAUGAUGUUAGAUAGCAGCCCUGGACCAUCUGAAAUAAUGCCCACUUCUGAAACAUUGUCAGAUGUUUUUAUGGAGCCCCUACUUGAGCAGUCCAAUGCAAAUUUUGAAUCCACCGAAUUUAAUUUUGAAUUUUCGGAUAACAACUACAGGUACUACGAUGUUAGUACACCCUGUUCAAGUCUAAGUCCUGCAUCGUCAAGCUGUUUACAGUCUCCAAGAUCAUUUACGUUAGAUUCACCGUCACCUCCUCCAACCACUGCUGACUUCUGUGAAUUUUUACAAGCGUCAGGAAGUGUCUUCGAAAAGGAUUUUUCCAAUCUCACACUUUCUGAUCAAGAACAGCGAGAACUUUACGAAGCGGCCAAAAUAAUCCAAAAGGCCUACCGUUCUUACAAAGGACGACAACAACAAGAACAGGACAAAGAGAGAGCGGCUGCUGUCAUUAUACAAAACUAUUAUAGAAGGUACAAGCAAUACGCAUACUUUAAACAAAUGACACAUGCCGCAAUGGUAAUACAAAAUGGAUUUCGGUCGUAUUGCGAGCACAAGAGGUUCAAGAGGAGUCAAGAAAGUCUUCAUAAUUAUUAUCGUAAUUUCAAAGAGAACGAGGGGAAAACGAAUAAAGACAAUACGCCAGCUUCAGGAAUAAAAAGAACCUAUUCUCAACGACGUCAAAAUCAAGCCGCUAGAAAAAUUCAGCAAUUUAUGAGGCAAUCAAAAAAUAAAUUACAGAGAGAACGAGCAGAAAGAGAGAAGCAAGCAGGCCUGUCUCAGGAUGUCCACCAAAAGUUACUAUCUCCAGGAGUCAAUUCCAUCAUCGCUCAAAAUAACAGAUCUGUCGAAUCAUUGGAACGCUGUGGACCUAAGCUCGUUAAAAAAUAGCUCUUAAUAAUUAUAACAACAAAGGAAAUUAAAUAAUUUUUAAAAUAAGUCAUCAACACUCCAAUUAGUGUCUGAUUGUAUUAUACACUCAAAAAUUGUUCUUCCUUUAUCAAUUAAUAAUUUCUCCAGAUUAAAGGAUAAAAAGCAAAAUAAACACUAUUAUACAUUGUAUACAUUUAAGCAAACUAUUCUUCUCGAUUGAGUUAUUGUUAACUUAAAAAAAAAAAAACAGUUAUCCGUAAUUCCAUGCAUUGGCAGUAAUGCACGGUUUGACAAAAAAGUGAGAUGUUUAGAUUGUACGACCUGACGAAUUCUGGUCAAAUGAUACAAAAACUGUGAUUGUAACGUAAUAGUUAAAAUAAUUAAAAUGAACCUGUGGUCGUUUACUAAUUGCCAGAAAAAAAAGGUAGUUGGCUAGAAACGAAGGCGAAAUAAACAAAAUAGUUAAAUAAUUAAUUAUCUCGAAGGAAUAACUUUUAAACUACCACAGGUUUUCUGUAAUUAAAAAGAAAAAACUAGUCUACGUUAAUUUCUACACAGAAGAUAACUUAAUUGCAAAAUUUUGUUCGAUUUAUAUGUUAGUUCAUUAGAACAAGAUAAUUUACCUUUACUAUACAUAUGCAAGGUGAAUUAUUGGUAGAAUAGAUAUGUAUAUACUUAAUAGUUUCUAAACUAAUGGGUUAUAGUUUAUUAUAAACAUAAUACAUUUUAUAAAAAGGAAAAUUAAUAAAUAGUUAAGAAAUUACCUUACUUAACGUAACAUUUUAAGCUACUUAAUAAUUAAUAAAUUUCUAUUAUGAUUAUAUUAAUUGAGGAAAUAAGAUCUUACUAAAUUUAAUAAACGAAAAAAUUGAGGAAAAUGCAGAACGAACAAUGUUCUAUAUAGUCAAUAGGUAUACAGUUUUUUUAAUGCUGCAAAAGACAAACUUGUGAAUGAAUAGCUAACUGACUGCAUUUGGAAGGUUGCAGUUGCUUAAACUUAAAAUGUUGCGUUUUAAUUUCGUUUUACAAUUUUUAAUAAUUCCUAAAAUUUCGAAAAAUACUUUUUCGUUACUUAAAAUAUUUUCACUGCCACAUCUUUGAAACUAAAUUUUACUCAUAGAUUUCUUAGAAAAUUACAAACUAGCGGCAAUACACAAACUACAUUAACAGUCUAAUAAUGACUUAUAAACGAUAGUUCAAAUAGAAGAAACAAAUUUCAUCAGUAUAGCUUAACAUGUAUCUAUCUCGCACUGAAUUCUAAAUCCAAAUAUAAAUAGAAGCUGCAUUCAGUUCUAAAUAUUUUUAAUUUUCACACGGGCUUUAUUAAGUUAAAAAAGAAAUGUAUAAUUAUUUUUCCUUAAAAUACUGUUUCUACUCUAAUAUUUCUAAAUUUUUAAGGUCUUCCUUAUAAAAUCUAAUACAAGUAUGGUAAACACGAAUACUAAAAUCAAAAAAUUUUAAUUACUUACUUUUAUUAUUAAAAAGGCAUGUGAAGUAGUACUUCCACAACAAGUAAAUAAAGAGCACCCUUAUAAGGUCAAUUUCGUUCUCUGGACAAAAAAAAAUGAGCAGAAUUAUUUUGUAAAUAAAUAACUAGUAGUGCAAUAAAUAAAGGUGGUACAAUUUUGAUGACCACAACAUUGCACUAAUUCCUUUCUUUCAACUUCUCCUAAAUUAUAGUGUAGGAUCUGCUGAUACAUAUCAAAGUAGAUUAGCUAAUAAGGUUCUAUUACUAAAUAAUAACUAAAUAGCUAUUAUUAGAUCAUAAGAAAGUGUUUUUUAAAGUUAAAAAUCUUGCAGUUAAGUUAAUUGUUCUCGUUCCAUAUUUUGUAGAAUGUUAUUUUGUUUGUGUAUUGCAAGUUUACAGUAAUAAAAAGUGGUGCUCAAUAAAAAAAACUAAUGUUCUUCUAAUAAAGGAAGCAAGUGUGCACAAAAGGGUGUCUGUUUCUUUUCUCGGUACAGGGUGCUACAAAUAACUUGUCAUAUUGUGUGAUAUCAGAGUCAAUAGAUACUCAAAAUAACAUAGUUUUGUGUUGAUGUCGGAGCUGGACAGUUAUAAUGGGCAAAAUUAAAAAAUUGGUAUCCCUGUGUUAUGUCAUAUGAUCUUUUAUGUAUAGACAGACCCCUUUUUAUCCUUAUACCACCGUUUAUCACCUUCUUAUAUAGAUAAUGUAGUCCUCCUUAAACAAUUACACUCAAUUGAUUUUAUGUUAGGCAAAGGUAUUUUAACUCCAAAACCGAAAACGUAAAAAAAAACACUAGAAUGUAUGUAUUUGUAAGUAAGUACAUACAUAAAAGAACAGAAAAAACAACCUAAAAUAGAUUGGUACGAAAUAUUCUCAAAAAGGUUAAUAUUCAAUAUUAAACUUUAAAGUAAAAUUAACUUUCUAUUUUCAUUAAUUUGAGGUAAUCUAUAGAGAGUACAAAGUUAAUUUCACUUUAGUGUUUAAUAUUAAAGUAGACAUAGAAUACGAACAAUAUCAAUAGAUUCUUGGUCAAUAAUUUAUCAAAACCGGACGUGGAUUGCGUUUCCGUCUUAUUAGAUCUCAUUAGCACGCACCGACCAAACCGGAGAUAUUCCAUCGAGUUACCAUAAUAUAUUGCCAUGUACAAACAUUUGCUGCUAACUAAAAUAUUUCAAAUGUUAGACAAGGCCAUUACCAAGGUAUCUACUUUUCCCAUAGAAUCGACGACACAAUUUGACAAGAACAUAAACCCAAUUAAUAAGAAUAGUGUAGGUUCUUCGUCAAUAAUUUAUCGUCAUGGUGUACUGGUAAGAUGUAAUAAGAUCGAAAUUGCCAUCUACGUCUGUUAGUUCCGAUAAAUCAUUAACCGGAAACCUAUACUCUUCUUAUAAGUUGAGUUUACAUAUAUAUAUAAUACAAACACUUGGUAUUUUACAGGUAUUUAAAUACAAAUACUUUUAAGUUUUUUUUUCGUAAAAAUGAUUUAAAGCAAGUAUAUACUUGUAAAAAAUAACUGUUUAAAAGUAUUUAUAGACAAAUGCAAGCAUGUAUAAGGUUUUCAAAAUAUAAAUAGAAAACUUUCAAGUAUAAAACGCAAAUAUAGUAAUGUUUUCUUUUAAAUAAUUUGUACAUUAACAAUAAAUUUAAAAAAAUACGAUUGUAUAAAUUUAUUGUUAUAUUUAUAUAGGUAAUAAAACUUCUUCAAAAUUAUCAUCAGUCAAUCUUCUCUUUUUGGUAAAUACACAGCCAGCUACACUAAAGAGACGACAUUUAGAUAAAUAUUUUUAAGCAAGU
Messenger RNA from Agrilus planipennis (emerald ash borer), 7376 nucleotides. It is a transcript of the gene Camta, whose product is annotated as calmodulin-binding transcription activator 1. The coding region runs from base 85 to 4134 and encodes 1349 amino acids. Gene Ontology annotation, biological process: regulation of transcription by RNA polymerase II. Gene Ontology annotation, molecular function: double-stranded DNA binding; protein binding; transcription coregulator activity. The transcript is spliced from 18 exons. Gene Ontology annotation, cellular component: nucleus. Lineage: Eukaryota; Metazoa; Arthropoda; Insecta; Coleoptera; Buprestidae. The record is from RefSeq and is a predicted model, not a curated record.